AUGUUGUUAGCUGUUAUGUAUCGAGACGAGAACAUAGAUAGUCUGUUGUUAGCUGCUAUGUAUCAAGUCGAGAACAUAGAUAGUCUGUUGUUAGCUGCUAUGUAUCGAGACGAGAACAUUGAUAGUCUGUUGUUAGAUGCUAUGUAUCGAGACGAGAACAUAGAUAGUCUGUUGUUAGCUGUUAUGUAUCAAGUCGAGAACAUAGAUAGUCUGUUGUUAGCUGCUAUGUAUCGAGACGAGAACAUAGAUAGUCUGUUGUUAGUUGCUAUUUAUCAAGUCGAGAACAUUGAUAGUCUGUUAGACGAGAACAUAGAUAGUCUGUUGUUAGCUGCUAUGUAUCGAGACGAGAACAUAGAUAGUCUGUUGUUGGAUGCUAUAUAUCGAGACGAGAACAUAGAUAGUCUGUUGUUAGCUGCUAUUUAUCGAGACGGGAACAUAGAUAGUCUGUUGUUAGCUGCUAUGUAUCGAGACGAGAACAUAGAUAGUCUGUUGUUGGAUGCUAUAUAUCGAGACGAGAACAUAGAUAGUCUGUUGUUAGAUGCUAUUUAUCGAGAUGAGAACAUAGAUAGACUGUUGUUAGCUGCUAUGUAUCAAGUCGAGAACAUAGAUAGUCUGUUGUUAGCUGCUAUGUAUCGAUACGAGAACAUAGAUAGUCUUUUGUUAUUUGCUAUUUAUCAAGUCGAGAACAUAGAUAGUCUGUUGUUAGCUGCUAUGUAUCGAUACGAGAACAUAGAUAGUCUUUUGUUAGUUGCUAUUUAUCAAGACGAGAACAUAGAUAGUCUGUUGUUAGCUGCUAAGCAUCGAUACGAGAACAUAGAUAGCCUGUUGUUAGCUGCUAUGUAUCGAGACGAGAACAUAGAUAUUCUGUUUUUAGUUGCUAUAUAUCCAGACGAGAAUAUAGAUAGUCUGUUGUUAGCUGCUAAAUAUCGACACGAGACCAUGGAUAGUCCGUCGUUAGCUGCUGUUGUUAGCUGCUAUAUAUCGAGACGAGAACAUAGAUUGUCUGUUGUUAGAUGCUAUUUAUCGAGACGAGAACAUUGA
This is a messenger RNA of Lottia gigantea (owl limpet), 1041 nucleotides long. RefSeq lists its product as hypothetical. The transcript is spliced from 2 exons. The record is from RefSeq and is a predicted model, not a curated record. Lineage: Eukaryota; Metazoa; Mollusca; Gastropoda; Lottiidae. The coding region runs from base 1 to 1041 and encodes 346 amino acids.